This is a messenger RNA of Belonocnema kinseyi, 1328 nucleotides long. Its product is annotated as probable cytochrome P450 301a1, mitochondrial. Gene Ontology annotation, molecular function: iron ion binding; oxidoreductase activity, acting on paired donors, with incorporation or reduction of molecular oxygen; heme binding. The record is from RefSeq and is a predicted model, not a curated record. The coding region runs from base 47 to 1108 and encodes 353 amino acids. The transcript has 8 exons. NCBI's taxonomy places the organism in Eukaryota, Metazoa, Arthropoda, Insecta, Hymenoptera, Cynipidae.
GCAUGGUGAAAGUUGGUACAAUUUUCGAAGCAAAGUGCAACAAGUGAUGCUUCAGCCAAGAACUGCAAGGAUGUAUAUCGGUGCGAUUGAAGAAGCCAGUCACGACUUUCUACAGAGGAUCGAGAAAAUCAAAAACUCCGAUAGCGAAGUCCCCGGUGACUUCUUAAAUGAAAUACACAAAUGGGCACUUGAAUCUAUAGCACGUAUAGCUCUGGACGUACGAUUAGGAUGUUUGAACGAAAACGCACCAGCAGAAACUCAAGAGUUAAUCAAUGCAGUUAAAACAUUUUUUACGAACGUUGGAAUUCUGGAAUUGAAAAUUCCUUUCUGGAAAGUGUUCAACACGCCUACUUGGUGCCAAUUUGUCAACGCUCUUGACGUAAUUUUAAAUACUACUUCUAGAUAUACCAAGGAAGCUCUAGAAAGGGCGCAAGCGAAAAGCUCCUCAAAUAAGGAGCUUUCCCUUCUUGAACGAGUUGUGGCUACACAAGAUAAUCCGAAACUAGCUUCCAUUCUUGCCUUAGAUUUAUUCCUCGUUGGUAUUGACACGACUUCAAAUUCAGUGGCUUCAAUUCUAUAUCAACUGGCCAAUCAUCCGGGAAAACAAGCACUUGUACACGAAGAGAUUUGUAAAACACUUCCGUCUGAUGGACAGCCACUUGAUGCUAAAUAUAUCGAUGACUUGAAGUAUUUGAAGGCUUGCAUAAGAGAAACUUUGAGGAUGUAUCCUGUUGUAAUUGGAAACGGACGCUGUACUACCAAAGAUACUGUAAUUUGUGGCUACCAAGUACCGAAAGGCGUGCAUGUGGUGUUUCAACACUACGUGAUCAGCAAUCAGGACAGGUACUUCCCAAGAAGUAAAGAAUUUCUACCGGAGCGAUGGCUAGGUGGUGACAAAAUGUGCCAUCCUUUUGCGUCUCUCCCUUUCGGAUACGGAAGGCGUAUGUGCAUCGGGCGACGCUUCGCUGAACUUGAAAUGAUCAUUGUAAUCAGCAAGAUUAUGCAAGCUUACAAGGUUGAGUAUAAUUAUGAAAAAUUGGAUUACUACAUCAACCCCAUGUAUUCGCCAAAAGGACCUCUCAAGUUCAAAUUUGUUAAAAGGUAUUAGAGUCUAAUAUUAAGAAAAAUUAUUUUAUAUUAUAUUCUCAUCGUCUAGUAAAUUUAAACAAAUUAGAGUACACAAGCAUAGGGCAAUCUGUGUACAUUACAACACGUGUGUUUCUAAAAGGAAAACACCAAAUAGCAUUAAUACAAAUGUAGUAUAUUUAAAUUUUGUACGCUCUAACUAUACUUGAAAUGUAAUAAGUAUAAAAAAUGUUUUUAUAUCA